AUGUCCAAGUUUAUCCUUGGAGCUGUUCUCCUUCUUUGCAUUGGAUUUUCUACCAUUGAAUGUAUGAGAAAACAAGGUAUUGCUGUUAAGGGAAAACUUAUGUGUGGAAAUCUUCCUGCUUUUAAUAAUACUGUUGUACGAACUGUUGAUAUUGAUACUGGUCCAGAUCCAGAUGAUACUCUUGAUGAAAAAUCAAUUAAUCCUGAUGGAACAUUUAAGCUUGUUGGAUUUACAAGAGAAUUAACUGAUAUUGAUCCAGUUCUUUAUAUCUGGCAUGAUUGCUUAGAUUUAGAAAAUCCAUGUUUAAGACAUGUAACCUUUGUACUUCCAAAGAAAUACAUUAUUUCAGCUGAACCAACUAGUGAGGAACAAUGGCUUGAUAUUGGAGUAGUUAAUCUUGAAGGAAGUUUUGAUAAUGAAAAACGUGAAUGUAUCCGUUAA
Messenger RNA from Strongyloides ratti, 441 nucleotides. RefSeq names its product Transthyretin-like family-containing protein. Bases 1 to 441 code for a protein of 146 amino acids. Gene Ontology annotation, cellular component: cell surface. The transcript is spliced from 2 exons. The record is from RefSeq and is a predicted model, not a curated record. Lineage: Eukaryota; Metazoa; Nematoda; Chromadorea; Rhabditida; Strongyloididae.